Cryptomeria japonica (Japanese cedar) is the source of this 519-nucleotide messenger RNA. Its product is annotated as elongator complex protein 3-like. Gene Ontology annotation, biological process: tRNA wobble base 5-methoxycarbonylmethyl-2-thiouridinylation. The record is from RefSeq and is a predicted model, not a curated record. The transcript is spliced from 2 exons. NCBI's taxonomy places the organism in Eukaryota, Viridiplantae, Streptophyta, Pinopsida, Cupressales, Cupressaceae. Bases 1 to 519 code for a protein of 172 amino acids. Gene Ontology annotation, cellular component: cytoplasm; nucleus; elongator holoenzyme complex.
AUGGCAGCGGUAGAAAUAGAAACCAUGGCAGUACCAGUGCACGCCAAACCAAAGAAAAAACCCACGCCUGGUCGUGGCGGCGUGCUUUCGCACCAGCUAACAGAGGAAGAAGCGAGGGUUAGAGCCAUAGCAGAAAUAGUAGGAGCCAUGGUGGAAGGAUGCCGGAAGGGCAAGUACGUGGACCUCAACGCUGUGAAAGCGAAUGCCUGCAGGCGCUACGGCUUAUCCAGGGCACCGAAGUUGGUCGAAAUGAUUGCUGCUCUGCCAGAGAACGACAGGGCGAUGGUGCUACCCAAGCUCAGGGCGAAGCCCGUGCGCACUGCUUCCAGCAUUGCCGUUGUCGCCGUCAUGUCGAAACCCCAUCGCUGCCCUCACAUUGCCACCACUGAAAAUAUUUGUGUCUACUGCCCCGGCGGACCUGAUUCGGAUUUCGAGUACAACACGAAGUCUUACACGGGCUACGAACCUACCAGUAUGCGUGCCAUUCGAGCCAGCUAUUCAGGUUUCCGUUUUCUUUAG